Salvelinus namaycush (lake trout) is the source of this 4969-nucleotide messenger RNA. Its product is annotated as tubulin--tyrosine ligase-like. The record is from RefSeq and is a predicted model, not a curated record. Gene Ontology annotation, biological process: protein modification process. The transcript is spliced from 7 exons. Lineage: Eukaryota; Metazoa; Chordata; Actinopteri; Salmoniformes; Salmonidae. Bases 509 to 1747 code for a protein of 412 amino acids.
AUGACAGCCGUGGGCUAAGAAUAAAAGAACCGUUGAUCUGCAACAGAACAUCUUGGAUUUCUUCUCUUUGGUCGAUUUGUCCUCAAAUUAAACAGAUAAAAUCCUAGCAAAGUAGCAGUUUACAUAGUUAACCAGUCAAACAAAAAAUGCUGAAGAAAAAUAUCCAGCUACCAGAGUAAUCGACAGCAAUUUACUGCUUUGACAGCUAAGCUAGCUAGUUAGCAAGCCAGAGAGGAUCUCGACCAGACGUGUGACCAAGUAGUCACACCCUAAUCUGGGGAAACAUGAGUGAAAUGUAGACCAGAGUAAUGCAGCAUGUAGUAGGACUUUUGUCAUCGUGAAAGACAUUCACUUUUUUCAGAAUCUGGACAUGGCUGCCUCAUCAUCAUGCUACAGCCACAGCCGUCCGCGAGAUAGCGCUUGCCAGCCAGUCUGCUAAAUCAACUAGCUACAUCGGAGCUUGAAAACAAAUCGGUUUAUUUUGUUGCACAUAUAAUAUUGUGGUAUUAUGAAUUCACCCAUGUAUACAUUUGUCGCACGAGACGACAACAGUACUAUUUAUGCUGAAGUUUCCAAAAUUCUCGUCGCUACUGGACAAUGGAAGAGACUGAAAAAGGAUAAUCCCCGAUUCAAUUUGAUGUUGGGCGAACGGAACAGACUGCCAUUUGGACGGCUUGGUCAUGAGCCUGGACUGAUGCAACUGGUGAAUUAUUACAGAGGAGCAGACAAGUUGUGCCGCAAAGCAUCUUUAGUCAAGUUAAUCAAGACUAGCCCGGAGCUUCCAGAUCCCGGCAACUGGUUGCCUGAAUCGUACAUCAUCUAUCCUACUAACCUCAACACUCCCAUUGCGCCUGCAAAGAAUGGCAUAAGCCACCUGAAAAGUAACCCCAAGACGGAUGAAAGAGAAGUUUUCCUGGCCUCUUAUCACUCAAGGAAGGAAAGCGGAGAGGGAACAGUGUGGAUCGCCAAGUCAUCUGCUGGAGCAAAAGGUGCUGGAAUUUUGAUAUCCCACGAUGCAAAUCAAUUGCUGGAGUUCAUUGAUAAUCAAGGGCAGGUUCAUGUCAUUCAGAAGUACCUAGAAAGACCACUACUGUUGCAACCUGGCAACCGUAAAUUUGACAUCAGGAGCUGGGUGCUCGUGGACCAUCAGUACAACAUCUACCUUUACCGGGAGGGUGUGCUGCGGACGGCCUCGGAGCCCUACGACAGCUCCAACUUCCAGGACGUGACCAGCCACCUGACCAACCACUGCAUCCAGAAAGAGCACUCCCAGAACUACGGCCGCUACGAGGAGGGCAACGAGAUGUUCUUCGACGAGUUCCGGCAGUACCUGCUGAGCACCUACAACAUAGUGCUGGAGACCAACAUUUUACCUCAGAUAAAGCAGAUUAUAAGGAGCUGUCUGACAUGCAUUGAGCCUGCCAUCAGCACUAAGCACUUGUCCUAUCAGAGCUUCCAGCUCUUCGGCUUUGACUUCAUGGUGGACGAGAGCUUCAAGGUGUGGCUGAUAGAGAUCAAUGGAGCUCCGGCCUGCGCACAGAAACUCUACCCGGAGCUAUGCCAAGGUAUCGUGGACGUGGCCAUCUCCAGUGUCUUCACACUGAACAACGAUUCCGAACCACGAUCAUCUUCCUCCUCCCCUGCUCCCUACUCCUCCUCCCCCUCAUUUUCUACUCUCACCUCAUCCUCCUGUUCCUCUCCGAAACUGAGAGGACCUCUCCACGUGGGCCCAUUCACCCGAUUGUAAGUCCCCCCCCCUCCUCUGCUUCAGAAGUUCCACCCUCUGCUCCUCACUUCUAGACUUUUCUGAGAGGUCCCACAAGUCAGGAAGCUUGCCACCUCAUUGGUUCGUGUUUUGACAAGUCUCAAAGUGGUUUGCCCUUGUGAUUGACUGAAGAUUGAAUGUGGGACCUUCUCGUAUGUGCUACCAGAUGUUCCUCUCUCAUACACCACAGUGGAAGGGCAUUUCAGAGGAAAGCCUGGGCAGACAUGCAGAAUAUGAAUGUGGAGACUUGGUGAAUGUUUGAGUGAUGAUGAAUGGGCGACAGACUGAUGACAGGUUUGGGGGUCCCAGAGCAAUGAGAGAAGCCUUUGUGUUCCAGUGCUGCCACUGAGGCUCCCCUACACUGUGUACGGACGACCUCUGAAGAUGGAGGGGAUGCUUUACUUAUUAUACAGACUUUAGUGCCUUACAUCGCCACCCAUACCCACUUAAAGAUGCAACCUGACGAUUUAGCAUAGCAUUUCUGCUACUGUGUGUGUUACGUGAGCCAGUGUAUUGUCGGUCAGGCAAGUGUGUGUGUAUGCGCGGUGUCGACUUCUUAUUUAUUUUUCUCUCUGGGUUUGGAGAUCUUUUGAUUUAUCCACAAAAGUUAGCAUUCCUACAUCUUUGUUUCAUAUCAUGGUUAUUCACAAAGCCCCGGAGAGUUUUGUGUACUGCAUUUUUUUUUUUUUAGUAUUAAAGCAGAAAAUAGGAUGCAUCCAGUUUCUUUUUUAUUGCUAUGUAAAUUGUAUUAUAGCUAUUUGAUAGCUAUUAUUCUGCGCAUGCCGUGUAGUUUUAGGUCUUUGAUUUGAGACCUUUUUUUUUUUCAAGUUAAUUUAGUCAGUGUUGUUAAUUCACCCCUUGUAUAAGAGAAGAUUCGUAGACAGAUUACUUAUUUUUUUCUCUGUCAACAAAGAGCAUUUGUUGAAUGACUAGAGAUAAACCUUCCCUGUCCAUCUGAGACUAGAUUUGCAACUUUCUAACAUUGCAAACUAUUUUGAACCUUCUAUGGUUCAGUAAAACUAUGGUUCAGUAAAAGCCAGUAAAACUGUUAGAAUUAGAAUCAGUCACCUUUAUUCUCCCAGGUACAUUUACAUAUAGGCCUACUUGGAAUUUGAUUUGGUGAAAUGGAGCUGCCACAGUCAACCGAAUCAACAAACAGAAUAUAGACGAUGAACAUAUACAGAUGGAAUAUAUCGACAAGGAAUUUACGAAUCCACGUACACUGUACACAGUUACGCACCAGGGGAUCUCCGCUACAGCUGUAGAUCAGUUUGUUUGUCAUUUUAAGAGGGACUGCAUGUUGGUGUGGAUGCACGUUACAGUGUCUUAUGUCCUAAUGCAAGUAGGCCUACUCUCCCCUUUUGCCUCUAAUACUGAGAGUUCUUAGCCAAGCACUUCCUUUAAAAUGGUCUCUUUCGUACCUUUUUGAUUACCUUCCCAAUAGGUCCACGAGACACACCUGUUUGUCAAGAACUGCAUUGCAUUUUGACACCGGAUGUUUUGAAAUAGAUUUGCCUAGUUCUGCACCAAUUACUUUUGCAUAAAUGUUUGUUUAGUGCGUGUAUUAGUGAUGCUAGCUCAAAGAAAAUGUGUUUCUUGUUAGUUUUUGCUUGCUUACUUAAAACAUGUAGUGAACUUGAAUUAAACGUAGUAGCUUCAACCCCAGAAUUGACUUAGUGAAACUGCCACGUCCAUUUGCGAUCUUACAACAACAGACGUUACUUCAAACAACGAGCACUGUUUUUUUCCCCUCGGACAUCAUUGCAUGCGCGAUAGAACAGCAGUACCACGAUGCUGGAUGCUCCUUUCUUCAAAACAAUAACAAAUGCGCCUGGGGCGGAUCUCAGCUUUAAGUGUAUUUAAUUUUUUAAGUAGUUUUAGACUACCAACAUUGUUGUUUUAGGUUUUUAACACAGCUUCCAUGAUGUUAAGUGGAGUUGUGAUACCUGCUUGCUAGAAAGUUGUUUUCCCUGCCCUUUGUCUGUUUCUGUGUUUACACUGUGAUAUUCAAUGUAGAACACCUGACCCCAUUCAGUUUACAGAUGCUUUGUAGCAUUAUCACUCACAGUUAUCCCAUAGAUUAAGUGACCUUGUCCUAUGUUAAACAUUGUUUUAACUAUGAGUUAGUCCCUUAUUAACCACCAACUCUUUUCUUCAUUAUCACACAUUUUAGUUGAGGUAAUGCUUCAACAUGUUUUGAGUGAAACACUACUUAAGGGACAACAUUGAGACAUUUAAUCACUGUCUUUUUUUUUCUGUUUAAAGAUUGCUAUGAAGUAUGGUGUGAAUGACUGCUUGAAUAGUAUCUGUUUGAUAUGCACACGGUCAAAGCAUACAAUGUUUAUGAAUUAUAAUCUAUUUGUGGUUAAACGUUCGGUUAGUUUGUAUAUCAGAGGGGCAAAAAAAAGGUGUUUCUAGAUUGUUUUGCAAAAUAAAAAAGACCUCAACUGUAUUAUUCAACACAUUGCUUGGGAAAACAACCAAAGGAAAUGAUCAGUAUUAUUAUACAAAUUGGGGAAAUGUCUUUCCAUCAAAGGGAAGGGGUGCCUUAGUGGGAAUUGCCUCUUGAUUGGAAGAAGCAAUAGACUUCCUGCAUAUAAAUGCACCUUUUCAUUUGUUUGAUUGUAAAGAUGUGAAUUUUCCUAUUGCUAUUUGGCAUAUGUGACUGUUUUAAUUGUUCAAUCUUUUGUGUUUGUUCAGUCUUUUGUAAUGUCUGGUUGUCCUCAUGCAGAGUUUCUUUGCACUGAACGUUUCCCAUUUUUAAUUACCUGCUUGGUAGGUUAUGAAUUCUUAUUUCUUAUCAAUGAAAACGUGUUUGUAUGUUAAAAUCAAUCCCCCCUCAGUAUUACUUCCCCAGCUAUGAAAUCUGUGGGUUCUUAGGUAUUUCAAGUCCUUUUAAAGUGCAAUCUGUAACUUCCUUUGAGUGUAUCAUGGCCAUGGGAGACAAAGAAGUUAUAGAUAGCAACUUUAAAUCAAUCAUUAUCAAACAUUUUCACUAAACCAAGGCAGCCAAGAAUAAAUCAAUUGGUUGACACAACAGCAACAUUGGCACAUUGAAAUGUUAAAAACCUCUCCUCCAGUCAACAUGAUUUAACUGUACUGUGUUUAGUCAGAUGAAUGCCUAUGUUUCUUUUAGCUGUUUAUCAAACUUUUGCAUGAAAACUGUGUCACAUUAUCAUGGAGAAUAAAAUGUAAUGUAUCGUU